Humulus lupulus (European hop) is the source of this 330-nucleotide messenger RNA. RefSeq lists its product as uncharacterized. The record is from RefSeq and is a predicted model, not a curated record. NCBI's taxonomy places the organism in Eukaryota, Viridiplantae, Streptophyta, Magnoliopsida, Rosales, Cannabaceae. Bases 1 to 330 code for a protein of 109 amino acids. The transcript has 2 exons.
AUGAAAGGUGAGUUUGCGCCAAUCUAUAUGGUGAUGGGAAUGGUGUUGGCUGCGCUGACAAUGGCGACACACACGGCAAAGCAGCAGCUGUUGCAUUCACCCUCUGUCAACGUAAGCAAGAAGAAGAGAGAGACAGUGGCUGAGGUGGAAUACCCUGAUGCUGUUAUUAGCUCAGCUGACAAGUUUGUCAACAAGUCCUUUCUCAGAAAAGUGGCUCACAUCCAAGACGCCAAUCCCACCCUCCCUGACCCUAUUCGACCAAACCCAUUUACUAAAUCUAGAGAGGCAGAGACCCUUAAAACAGUUGGUGUGAACCCAAGUCGCCAGUGA